Hippocampus zosterae (dwarf seahorse) is the source of this 1452-nucleotide messenger RNA. It is a transcript of the gene necab1, whose product is annotated as N-terminal EF-hand calcium binding protein 1. Gene Ontology annotation, cellular component: cytoplasm. Gene Ontology annotation, biological process: regulation of amyloid precursor protein biosynthetic process. Gene Ontology annotation, molecular function: calcium ion binding. The transcript has 13 exons. The record is from RefSeq and is a predicted model, not a curated record. Bases 114 to 1154 code for a protein of 346 amino acids. NCBI's taxonomy places the organism in Eukaryota, Metazoa, Chordata, Actinopteri, Syngnathiformes, Syngnathidae.
GAGCGUCUGCUUGUGACCAGCGACAGAAAACGAGAAGGAGAGCACAGUUUCAUUCAGUCAUUCAUAUUCUGCGCACUUUACAAGACGGAGUGAAGAAAAUAAUUUUUUUGACGAUGAAUUGCUCAGAGGAAUUCCCACUUGAGUGCGAGAAGCCUGGUGUCCAGACUGAACUGAAAAAGGGAAUGUCCAUUUUCAUUGAUAUUUUGCGGCGAGCAGACAAAAACGAUGACGGCAAACUGUCCUUCGACGAGUUCAAGUCCUACUUCUCGGAUGGCGUCCUGACGUCAGAGGAACUGAAGGAGCUUUUCCACGCCAUCGACAGCCACCACACAGACAACGUGGACACAGAUGAACUCUGUGAAUACUUCUCGCAGCACCUCGGGGAAUACAAGAAUGUUCUGGCUGCCCUGGAGGACCUCAACAUGUCCAUACUGAAGGCCAUGGACAAGACCAAGAAGGAUUAUCAAGAGUCCACCCACCUGGAGCAGUUCGUGACCCGCUUCCUGUUGAAGGAGACGACCAAUCAGCUCCACUCGCUCCAGAGCUCGCUGGAAUGCGCCAUGGAGACCACCGCCGAGCAGACGCGCCAAGAAAAACACGGUCCUACUAAACCGGAGAUUUUGUCCAUCCAGUGGUCGGGCCGUCGUUCCAACCGGAGACUCCAGAGGAACAACAGCCUGUCCCCCAGUAACCCCAUCAUGAGUAUUGUUAACUCAGGCGUGUAUGAGGAGGAGAGCCACUGGACAGUUCAAGUGAACAGGCUCCAGAAGCUCAUCGACCGCCUGGAACAAAAGGAGAUCCGCCUGGAACCUGUCGAAGAUGACGUCCCGGAAAGCAAACUGCACAUCCUGAUUGUGCAGAGGCAGCUGACCGUGCUGGAGGAUGAGCUGGAGGAGUUUCGCGUGGCACUCAGACACUACAUGGACUCUGCCGGCGCACAGACCGGAUGUCUACACGUGGCGCUGCAGCGGCUGCCUAACGAGUCACGCUUCAUCCUCUAUGAAUUCUGGGAGCACAUCAAUGUGUGGAAGAAUCACCUGCAGAGCAACUCCAGCAAGACUUUCCAGAGGGCCAACGUGGACUUCCUGGAAACCCCCGAGACCGUCACCACCAUGCUGCUCCCGGCUUCAUGGUGGGUCCUCAACAACAACUGAGAGCAGCUUGUCACUCACUUGGUGCGCACACGCAUAUAUGACGUCAGAACAGUAAAUAUAAAGACUUUUGUGUUUUUUCUUUGUACAUAGUAUAAAAUACACAGAUAUACACACACACUGGCACGUUUCCACUGUGCGUAUGUGUUUUGACGAUGCUCUUUAAAAAAAUCGCAAAAAACAAACAGAAAAUUAAUUACUUCCUGGCUUUCUGGCCAGCCAGUCAUCACCGUGUUUGGCGUUACGCUCGAGUUUCAGAUUGUUGCAUCGGCACACGAUUAAUCAGUAAAAUGUUCAAAAA